Molecule: messenger RNA, 213 nt
Organism: Pieris macdunnoughi
Lineage: Eukaryota; Metazoa; Arthropoda; Insecta; Lepidoptera; Pieridae
Source: the annotation of a GenBank genome assembly
AUGUUCAGCGCGACAGAAGUAGGGACGAGAGACGACCACUGCUCGCUCCGGGCGACUGCCGCCGCCUCGCACCCGCCCGCCCUUCACCGCCCGGCUAUAGCCGCGCAUAUCCAGUCGCGCAACACACCUCCGCCUGGACACGGUGAACCCACAUGCCGAGCGCCGUCACUGGCAACACUCACUUUCACUGCUGGUACGGCUCUUAAAUCGUAA